Molecule: messenger RNA, 1822 nt
Organism: Synchiropus splendidus (mandarinfish)
Lineage: Eukaryota; Metazoa; Chordata; Actinopteri; Syngnathiformes; Callionymidae
Product: prostaglandin E2 receptor EP1 subtype-like
Exons: 3
Coding region: 494-1528 (344 amino acids)
Biological process (GO): adenylate cyclase-activating G protein-coupled receptor signaling pathway; positive regulation of cytosolic calcium ion concentration; inflammatory response
Cellular component (GO): plasma membrane
Molecular function (GO): prostaglandin E receptor activity; thromboxane receptor activity
Source: RefSeq, a predicted model, not a curated record
UUUUUUUUUUUUUUUUGUUCAUUCCCAGAACAUAACGGCCGUGCAGCCGUCGCGCAGUGACGUCAGAAGGCACCGCUGCUGCUACAAUGGGGUGAAACGGUGACUGAAGUGAGUCGAGAUUUAACCAUUUAUAGAGAGAUGAGAUACACCCGCGAACUCUGGAACAAAGACUUGAUUCAAAAUUCAAAUCUGCGCUUAAGAGUCGGUUUUGACAUUUCGGCAGCAUGAGAGAAACGCACCCCCGUGGUGCCUUCACGGACCCCGGAGCAGAGGACUUGCAGACAGGCGGGCAUCGCUUCUCAACAGAAGGAAACCUCAAAAUGCACUUUCUUUCGGCGGCUUAAACCAAAUAUUUCAGCUAUUUUCAAACUUUGAGUCUGGCGGCGAUGGCCGUCACGAUGGACCACCUGCCGACACGGGCUGCUGACCUGUUACAGCUCCUUGGCUUUUUAUCGCUCGUCUCUUGAAUGACAGUGGAGGGCCGGCGCAGGACAUGGAGGCAAUUGAGGAGCCGCAGGGAAACGUCUCCUUGCAUCAGUCCACCACCAGAGGAGUUAUCAUGACCGUCUUCUCCAUGACUCUUGGAAUCAUCUCCAACAUCGUCGCCCUCUUCAUCCUAGUCGACGCCUAUUCGCAGCAGCGCCGCCGCUCCAAACCCACUUUUCUGUUGUUCGCCGCAUCACUUGUUGUGACAGAUUUUUUUGGCCAUGUCAUCCCCGGGGCCCUGGUAAUCCAACUGUAUGUGUCUGGUGGUGCGGGCCCAGUUAGCACGUCGGAUGGCAUGUGUCAGUUCCUCGGGGGUUGCAUGGUGUUCUUUGGCCUGUGCCCUCUAUUCAUGGGCUGUGCCAUGGCGGCAGAACGCUGCCUGGGGGUGACCAGGCCGCUCCUACACGCCUCCCUGGUCACCACCACCCGGAUUAAAGUGUGUCUGGCUGGAGUCUGGCUGGCAGCUCUGUGCGUGGCCUUGUUACCCUGCGUCCACCUGGGCUCCUAUAGCUACCAAGAACCUGCCACCUGGUGCUUCAUCAAAGUUCUCAGUGACACCGAAGCUGUGGACGUCGCUUUCAUGGCCCUCUUCUCUGGACUGGGUCUGGCCGCGGUGGUCAUUGCUCUGGUGUGCAACACCAUCAGUGGACUGACGCUGGUGCUGGCUCGGAUGAGACGGAAGCCAGGCUCCCAUCAUUCCACACAUUCACAUGACAUAGAGAUGGUGCUGCAACUGGUGGGAGUCAUGGCCACUUCUUGUAUCUGUUGGUGCCCCCUGCUGAUCAUCGGCCUAAUGUCAGUGAUUCAGUCGUACACAGGAUCCCUGACUGAGGUCCAUUCCCACUACAGACUGUUGAUGACUGGGGUGAGGCUGGCUGCCUGGAACCAGAUCCUCGACCCGUGGGUCUACAUCCUGCUGCGACGCACUGUCCUGCGCAAAAUCUACCUCUUCAUUAAGUGCCAGUUGGGAUGGGGAACAACCAAUAGCCAAUGGGAGUCUUCGUCAUUUGCCGGUUCAGACAAGAAUGUCACUCAAGUCUGAGUCGAGAUCGAUAUUCAUUCACGUUUCCAAAAAAAAAAAGCAGCUAGGUUUUGAUAAAGGUAUUACAUAAGACUUCAGUCCCUCUUGAUAUCAAAGCACCAACUUUCAUGAAAACACUUCCCAGACCACAUGUUCCUCUUAUGUAACCACGCUGUAACUAUUCGCUUUCAAUGUACAGAACAGCUGAAUCAUUGCAACCAGCAAAGGUCGCUUGCAUUUAUAGGUGGAGUGAGUAAUGACCAUUGAAUUCUCGGGCAUGCGGUUCAAUGAUAUGUUUAACUGGUGUUGUUUCAA